AUGCUGGAAUUUGAUGACAUGUAUAGAUCCGAGGCCGAAAAAGUACGUGAUAUCGGAUCAGUCCUAGAUGGUGAAGCGGCCCAAUGGUUUGUAGAGCUAUAUGAAAUUGGGGCAGAUGAAACCCACUCUGUAGCUGAGCUGCUGCAGGGUCUCCGUCUUCGCUUCCAGGAUCUGGAUGCGGAAAAUAAAGCGAUUCAUACGGUCAAGACCAUCAAACAGGGCAACCGACCCUUUGCUGAAUUUGCCCGCGAAUUCCGAGCAGCAAACAGUAAACUCCCUGAUUGGCCGGAACGUAUGAAGUGCGAGUAUUUCUUUGGAGCUGUAAACGAUGAUAUUCGAGAGAAGGCGGUGUUAUAUCGUGAGCCUCAAAUGAUCGCAGAAUGGAUUACAGUCGGAACGUUGAUUUCCACCCGUCUCACCCGUGCCAGAUCCGGAAAACAAUCCCUCCAAAAACCACCAGCGAAACAACCGGCCUCUGCGCUUGCCAAAAAGUCCGGCGGCACGACUCCUGCUGAGACUACAUCGGAACGCCGUCGCCGGUUGGGUCUGUGUCUUUAUUGCGGAGGUCCGGGUCACCUGGCUGCCAACUGCCCAAAGAAACAAAAAACUCCUACUCCAGCUCCUCGCACCCAAACUGCAAAGGCUCCACGCCGGUCCGGACCGAAAAUACAGCAGGGCACUGCAAAAACAGCACUUGAAGACGAGGAAGAUGAUGAUUUCGUUGAUCCCGAUGGGGGAGACCUUGCGCCAGAUGCGGUGAGUGACGGUGGUGCCCCCAUCACUUUAAUGACUUCUCUUGCCAACCCCGCAAAAAAUACGCGUAUUUUGGCUCGCGCCCUAGUUGACUCUGGUUGCUCUCAUUGCUUGAUGAGACCUCAGGUGGCAGAGCAACUUGGUCUGGAGCGCAUGGCAUUGGUCAAGCCCAUUACCCUCACCCAAAUGGAUGGCAGUCCAUUAGGGACUGAAGGGCCCGCUCGUUUUAGAACCCAACCGCUGGAGUUCCCCAGGUUUAUUGGGAUCUUUCCAAAGUCUUUGAGGAACAGGAGUGUGACCAGCUACCCCCCCCCCCAUAGAGACACUGAUUGCAAGAUUCUCCUGGUACCCGGUGCACAGCUUCCCAAGGGUAGGAUUUAUAGAAUGAGCCCGGUAGAGGAACGGGAGCUACGAGCCUUCUUGGAUAAAAAUUUAAAACGUGGAUUCAUCCGGCGGGCCACUAAAAGCACCCAUGCCGCGCCGGUUCUUUUUGUUAAGAAGAAGGAUGGCACACUUAGGUUGUGCACCGAUUAUAGAGGACUCAAUGCAGUUUCGAUGUCAAAUAAAUAUCCAUUGCCCCUGAUCAAGGAUCUGCUUGAUGCCCUCGGUAAAGGACACAUUUUUACUAAACUUGAUCUACGUGAAGCAUAUUAUCGAGUACGCAUCGCCGAAGGCUAUGAGCAUUUGACAGCUUUUAAUACUAAAUUUGGCCAAUAUGAAUAUCUCGUAAUGCCUUUCGGAUUAUCUGGAGCGCCAGGAGCCUUCAUGUCUCUCAUUAACGAAGUGCUACAGGAUUUUUUGUAUAAAGGGGUGGUGGUGUAUUUAGACGACGUUCUGAUAUACUCGCAAAACCUAGAGGAACACGAACAGUUGGUCCGUUCAGUGUUGCAACGGCUCCUCGAUCACUCCCUCUAUGCAAAAUUAUCCAAAUGUUGCUUCCAUCAGUCAUCCAUUGAUUAUUUGGGUUAUCGAAUUUCACCUGAAGGUCUGGAAAUGGAUCCGGCUAAAGUUGCGGCCGUGGUGGAUUGGCCCGCCCCAACGACCCGCAAGGAACUUCAGUCGUUUCUAGGGUUCGCUAAUUUUUAUCGUGACUUUAUUCCCCAGUUUGCUAAGCUUGCCCUACCUCUGACUGAUUUAUUACGCACCAAGGGUAAAGAGCCUUUGGCUGCAAAACCGGGGGCGCCCCUUCAAUGGUCCUCUGCCUGUCAGGAAUCAUUUCACCUGCUUAAGACUGCGUUCACCACUGAACCUGUGCUGAAACACCCUGAUCCGAAUGUACCGUUUGUGGUGCAUGUAGAUGCCUCGGACAAAGCUUUAGGAGCCGCCCUCUUGCAGAAAAAUAAAGAUGACAAACUUGUGCCGUGUGCUUACUUAUCGAAAAAAUUUUCAGGUCCUGAACUCAAUUGGACUGUGGGUGACAAAGAGACAGCGGCUAUUAAGGAGGCGCUCAGCACCUGGCACCACUGGUUGGAAGGGUCGAAAGCGCCCUUCCAAGUCUGGUCUGAUCACAAGAACUUGGCAGCCCUCUCCACCCCCCUGAAAAUGUCUGCCAAGCAAUUGCGGUGGGCAGAUUUCUUCUCCAGGUUCCAGUUUACAGUUCACUUUUUUCCGGGGAAAAACAACAAAUUGGCCGAUGCCUUGUCCCGCCUACCCAAGGGGACGGACUCUUCGCUACGAGCCAUCCCUCGCACCAUCCUUUCCCCUGUUCAGCUUGGGUUGGCGGUUACACGUUCUCAGGCUUCCAGUCAACAAACCCCUCCCUCUCCGGACAUUCCGGACUUCGUUUCCCCUUUUCUUCAUCAACUGAUGGAGGCGGGUCGGGGAGACGUUCCCACGGCAGAAUCCGACCCUCUCUUACGUUUGGAAGGGGGUGUAUGGAGGAGAGGCGAGUGUUGGUACGUCCCGCCUUCUCUUCGUAAGUCAGUCCUCCUAGCUGGCCACGAUGCCAGGCAAGCGGGACAUUUCGGAUUUUUAAAAACAUUGCACCUGCUUUGCCGUCAGUUUUGGUGGCGCUCCAUGCGUAAAGACAUUGAAUCUUACAUUAAGGGGUGCCCAGUAUGUGCAGAAGCCAAAUCCAUCCCAGGCAAACCCCACGGAUUGUUGCACCCUAUCCCGGCGGCUGCCCGACCCUGGCAGGCGUUUUUGGGGUUGCUGGGGACCACCUCGGCUGUCGCCGCCCCCUACCACAGGUUGAAAUUUCGUGAAUGCGAGGAGGGCCCGGUAACCCCCAAAGAGGGUUUCGGUCCCCCUCUCUCAGUCUCCACUGAACAUGAGGAACCUGCGGAGUCUAUCUCCCUGGUCACCCUCUCCAAGCCUCGGCUUAGCCGUAGUAUGGCCUUCUUACACCUCGAAGAGCAGGUGACUGAGGCUGCCCGGAUGGCUAGACGCACGGUGUCCGCCGAACGCCUAGAGGUCCGCCAGGAGUAUUACGAUCCAGGCGGAGGGGUGUCGAUGGAUCGAGCCCCUCGUGAACAGCAUGUCACCACGCGCCAACAUAUGGAUUACAAACCGAUCAUGAAAGCGCUUCCUGAGGAGAUGGGAUUGUCCACCAUUCAUGGAGAUACCCAAGAGUCCUUGGAGAAGUUCCUGGAACGCUAUCUGGAGGACCCGCCGCCGACCGAACACUGGCAAAGUACCGGCGCGCGUCCGAAAGAGCCGCGGCCCCUGGCACCUCGAGACUACGUAGAGUCGGCUCUACCGUCGGCGGAGGGUGUUUCGACAGGCCCGAUGCCUCGCGGCUCCCGAGUCCAACUGACCUUCCCAGAUGACAGCCGAAUCCAGGAACUAACUGAAGAGGAUGAGGAACUCCUCGGAGCUACUGCCUUACCGACCAGCGACCCGGUGCCAACCGCUGCCCAGAAGGCGCAACAAUGGGAAGCCCAGAUGGAAGGACUGAAGAGAACCAAGCGUGAUUAG
Molecule: messenger RNA, 3669 nt
Organism: Sphaerodactylus townsendi
Lineage: Eukaryota; Metazoa; Chordata; Lepidosauria; Squamata; Sphaerodactylidae
Exons: 5
Coding region: 1-3669 (1222 amino acids)
Molecular function (GO): zinc ion binding; nucleic acid binding
Source: RefSeq, a predicted model, not a curated record